AUGCGGAAGGGUGAGAGAGAGAGAGUUAGGAUCGCUUGCCGAUACGAGCCGAACAGCCGCGUUCCUCUUCACUCCCCUUCGAGCUCCCAACAAGACAGGCAAAGACGUUGUAAACCCGGAUUUAGACCAUUACGAGGAUCCUCAGCUCCCGCCAGUGGAACGUCGGCGGCCGCUACAGUAACAAGAACUAGUGAAUCGACAACGCGAAAAAAGAAAUCCGAACGAAUGGAGAAAAAAAGCAGUGGAGGCGGUUUCUUCCAGCGCUGGUUCGGUGGAGGACCAGCCGAACGCGAACGUACCCAGUCUCCAGCACGAACACUCUCUCCAAAUCGGGACGAGAAUGACUAUGCCACGAUCGACCGAAUUCGAUUCGGAAAGAGGGAGUCAUCCAUGCCUGCUUCACCGCGUAAUGUUCGUUUCACAGAGGAUCCCACGCAUGAUACAACACAUCAGAGUUUAGCCGAUAGAGCACAGAUGCAGUAUCGUCCCAGAGGGCUAUCACAUUCACUUGACUCCAUGCAUACUUCGACCGUAGAAACCAAAUCCGAGUUUAAAUAUGAGUCAAUUGAAACAGGCCAAUCCUCCGCCAAUUCCCGUGGUGGUUUCGGUUCACGUAGUACACAACAAUCACUCACACAGCUGGAUGAAGCUACGCUGGAUUUGCUCAAACUUAGUACUGAGCCUGGGUCAACAACAUCUCGACCCCUAGCUUUCACUUCAUCUAGAAGGAUAAAUCCAGCUGCCGAUUACCUGCCAAAAGCGGCAUCCACAAGCUCGGUCAACCAGGAUGGCGGGCGUUUGCGUGUAGCUAACGUUUAUACUUGGGGCGUCGACUCGGACCAGGAAGAAGUGCUAGAUGCAAGGCGGAAUGUCAGAGAAACCGAUCCGAACCGGAUGCGAUUUAGUGGUUUAUCGCCACAAGCGAUUAGACGAAAUGAAAUGCAGGAAGAGAUUGUUACACGGGACGAGUACACGGAAGAACGACGGACCAUUCCCACGCCACAACCACGACGACGCAGCGAAGGCACCACAAAUGCAGCUGGUGGGCCCAUAUAUUCCGUACCUUCGAAUGGUUUCUUGGGUGAUUCCCCUCUGGGAUCUCCCUACAUGCCCCGACGACAGAUACCGAUCUCUUUGUCACCUACAUCACCUUAUGCACAACGUCGUGAGGUGGUGCCACCGGUGCCACGACAUCAGGCCGCAAUAGAUGAACUCGACCAGAGGAAGACAGAAACUAUGCAAGAGCUCAAUCAACGUCGAACAGAAACCAUUGUUGACUAUGAGAAGCGAAAACAGAAACCACCAGUGGUUCGAACAACUGUGGAGGGCAAACUCAAGAUGGAAAAGAUUGUUGGUUCUGAUUUGAUCACAGUGGACAGCUGCGUAUCUAGUGCAUGGACGGUUCGCGAUACAGUAACCAAUUACAAGAUUAAAUCGACUAUCGGAAAGAAGAGCCUCAUUCUUGAAGAGAUCAAAGACGGACAUUCGAAAUUCAAGAUCACAUUGAUAGAGAACGGUGAGACGAAGAUGGAACGGGAGGCAACACUUGAAGUGCCUGAGUUCAUGAACAAGAAGGAGUACUUGUCGCAAGUUGGACAACGCCUCCUCAAAGAUCUUCAGGAGCAAGAGGACGGCGAAGCGGUCAGUGCUGUCACCCACGUCGAAGUGGAAGUGGUCGAGGAUGUCACAAACAUCCUGAAGACGUAUGUAAUCGGCGAGCGAGCCGAAGAUGCUCUGGAAGAUUUACCAGCACAUGCUCUCUACUACGAGGAAACUGUGUCCGAACCUCCAGUAAUCGAAGAACCAAAGGUCGAGCGUAUCUACAUUGACACAUUCGAACCAAAGAUUGACGACGAGCUGGAGAAGUCCGAGAUAGAACUGUUACAGGAAGGACAUCACUUCGAAGGCCAGGGAACGCUAAGACGUUUGCGUCGACUGGAGACUGACGAAUCUGUGGAUGUAGCUGAAAAAGCACGUUGUGCGAAUGUGUUCGCUGACUGCAACCUGAUGAGGAAGCAGGACAGCUCCCACUUCACCGUCUACAUCGCCCUACCUCUCGUGCAGACCAUCUCGAUGAUCCUGUACAGGAGACGUUUGCAAAAGCAGCGGCAGGAACUCUCCAAGGCCUAUGCCAUGGAACAAGCCGGGCAGGUAUUCGAGGACGAGACCACCCUUCGUCGCAUCCGCCGAGUACAAUCUGAAGAGGAAGAGCAGCAGAGGAUGCUUAGCACUCACCAAGUGGAAACGCUCCAGAAAGCAGAGGUCCAGGAGAUCAGCAUUGGCAAAAAGAUACUCGAGGUCAAGAAGGAAGAAGAGGAAGCUGAAGGCCGAAGCUAUGAAAUGGAGCAGCAAGGACAGCGACUUCAUGGCGAAGCAGUUGUCAAGCAACACCAUAGAGUGCUUGAAUCGGAGUCCGACGAAGAGCUGGUAGCACCUAUGGAAGUCGUUGUGCACGAGAGAGAAGCCGAAGGAGGUCAGUACGAGAUGCACAUGCAGGGCGUGAGCCUCAGAGGUGAGAAGACGUUCCGUCACACAGGCAGGAUGUACGAAUCGGAAUCCGAAGAAUCUGACUGGAACACUGGCUCACCCACAAUUGUCGAUCUGGUCAAGAAAGAGUCUGAUUCUCACUUCGAUAUUGUCUUUGAGAUGCCGAACAACUAUGAGCCACUGACAAUGUUCGUGAAGAGAGCUGUGAUGAAGAAAGAAUACUGCGAAGUUACCUCAGCUUUCAUGGUGCCCAGUGAUGAUUCGGAAGCUGCUUCGGGCGUGAGGAAAGAUAAGGCUAUAUGGAGAGAGAGCUUCAACGGCAAAGAGCUGAGCGAGCAAUACUCCAACGUGACUGUGGGCUUACAAAAGCUGGCCAAACCCGGAGAACACGACAAGAUGGCCGAGAACAACUUGGCCGCUGUUGCGCAAGCAAGGUCCGAAGCAAGAUUCCGUGAGAUGCGAGAAGAGCAGGCAGUUAUGCUUUAUGGCUUUGAGAAUCUGAAGCCUACAACAGGUGAAGCCAGUGCGGUGCGAAAGGAGAGAAAUUACAGCGGAGCCAGCUUCUUCACAGAAGCUGCAGAAUUCGAGCACGUCACAGUCGGCACGAACUUGACGAAUGCGGGUGAAAUGCUCGGAGUGCAGAGCUCGUCCAAGACGCCCAAUACCGUCAGCGCUUCUGGCCGCUUCAACGAGAUGUCGCUGGAGCAUGCAACGAGCGUGAUCUUCCUUCAGAAGCAACCCGGACUACAAGAUCAGUAUGCUGAGAAGGUAGCGAAGGAUAAGGCUGUUCGAGUAGAGUUUCUCCGAACCAAGGCCGCUUCCGACACCGCCAUCAGCUCGCACUUGUCCCUGCAGAAGUCAGCCUCCUUCCCGCCUUACAUGGAUGCGCACAAGAGUAUGGCGACGUCCAACAAGACCACUUCUACAUUACGGGCAUGGGCUUCCGAGAGCAGUACGAUCAUGUCGACAUUGACACUCAGCAAGGGUGCCGCUAACCAGACAUUCACCUUCAAAGUUCGCGACGCGAAUCGCCAGGAGACGACAACGAACAUCGCCGAGUUCGGCAACGCUCAGGAGAACUGUGCGGUGAUGCUGAAAAACACCGGUGGAGUACACGGCAGCGCGAUGGCCGCUAUGGCCGAAGCGGUCUCAGAGACGAUCCAGGUGCCGAGAGAAGGUGGCAAGUUCCUGCUUUCUACUGGUUCGGCCAAAGAAGAGUCGCUCAAGAUCGAGGUCGACUGGACCAAACAACGCGAAGAUCAGUUGGAGGCGCUCUGGAAGAAGAUUCUGCGGAACGAGGAAGGACCGGUAGAGUUGUUUGCCUCGGCAACGGAGGAGAGCGCUGCAGGUGUGAGCAGCCAGCUUCAGAAGAGUGCUCAGACAUUCUCUGUCACUACAAAGAGAGAUGCUGCCAGGUCCGGGGAGCCAGUUUCCAAAUCCGUCCAGGAGUCCAAAAUCGUUGAAGAAAUCAAUAACCUCCAAUUCCACAGAGAUGAACACCACCUUGAGGUCGAUAACAUUGUCAAACUCGCUGCCUACGGUGGAAUGGCUAACCUCAAGACUGGCUACGCCGAGGAGAACCACACUGCUAUCACUCCACAAAUGGCAAAGGCUGAAGCACUCGCUUCGCAAGAGACGGUCAGACGCAUCCGUCACGAAGAGACUGCGGAGAAGUGGCUGAGCGCCGCUUCGGAAGAGGUCAUCGGCUGUGGAUUUGCCCUUGAUAGCGGUCGUACUUCACAAGAACUCACUGAGAUUACCAAGAUUGCCUCCAACGAUGCUGAACCUAUCAAGUUCAGCGCUAUGGAAGCUGCAGAAAACUCAAUCUCAACCAACUACGCCCUUAGCAGUGAAGCUAAGAGCGUUCUGGAGGAGUCUACACUCAAAGAGGCAAGAUAUGGCGGUGGAGCAAAUCUUCAGUGCGUGGCUGCUAGCGAGAUCACUCCCGAUACAGUUACGGCCGGCAUUAGAAGAGAGGAUGAGGUGGAAGAAAAGAGCUGGACUGUGCAGGUAGCCCGACAGGAAGGCUCAACGCUCUCAACUAAGGCUUCAUCGGAAGAAAGCAUCACUGCCAACAAGGAUGUACUCUGCACUCGGGUUGCGAUCGAAGAGGUCUCGGCCACUCGUGCCGAAGCCCAUAUUGGUCAGGCCACUGCGCUCGAGUCGAAGAGCAGCGAGGAGACAAUCUUCCACUUGAACUACAGCUACGAGAAGCAACCUACGGAGGUCACCACCACCUUCGUCGGUUCGGAAAAGCGCGACGAGGGCGAGGUGCGCGUAGAGAUGGAGGCGGCGCGCGAUGAGCGCGUCGACACGCAGGAGUUGUCGGUGGCGCGACGUAUGGUCGAGGUCGAGGUGGAAGGCGUCGUCAUGCGUGGCGCUCGCGAAACUUCACCGCUUACUUUGCAUACAGAAUCCGCAUCCGAGUCGAUCGUUCGCGUCGAACAAUCGCUGGAGAAGGUGCAUCUGCGUGAAGAAGCGGCCGAGGAACACACCAGGAGCGAGUCCGAGGAGCGCAGGAAGAGGGUCAGCUUUGCGUCGGAGGUGACGGAAAAGACCAUGGAAGCAAUCGACCACAGCCUCGACUUAAAUAUGUCGAUGACGGUCGAGCCCGCAUUCCAAAAACCGUCUAUCAUCAAGAAACCGAUGAAAAAAGAACGCGAACAUCGACAUCGCGAACUCAAACGAAACGAGGCACCGUCAUUCGCACCGAUGCGACGGAACAGUUUGCUGCAAGCGCUGGCUGUGGGCAGCCCUCACAAUGUGCCGCACUUCAAAACGCUUCAGGACAUUAUUCGGGCAAUCAAACACGCUGGUCUCGAAUAUUCGAACUUAAUCUUUGGUAUCGACUACACAAAGUCCAACCACUACCAAGGUGAACGAACCUUUGACGGCCGUACACUGCAUCAUUUGGAAGAUGGUGAGAUGAAUCCAUAUCAACAGGUCAUUGAAAUCGUUGGAAAAACGCUAUCAUCUUUUGACGCUGAUGGUAUGAUUCCGGCCUACGGUUUCGGUGACGAAGAAUUCACUGACAAAGGGAUUUUCAAUAUUGCCGAUCGAUAUAAUAUGGAUAAGGACUGUAAUGGAUUUGAAGAGGUCCUGAGAGUCUACAACGACGUUACUCCGAAGGUGGCAAUGAGUGGUCCAACAAACUUCGUUCCAUUGAUCGAACGUGCUGUGGAAAUCUGCAAAGAGAAGCAGUCUUAUCAUAUUCUCGUCAUUGUGGCUGACGGACAAGUGACGAACGAAAAAAUCAACCAAAAAGCUAUCGCUGCUGCUUCGCACUAUCCACUCAGCAUUAUAAUGGUGGGAGUUGGUGAUGGUCCAUGGAGUAUGAUGGGACGAUUCGAUGAAAACAUUCCGAAACGAUUAUUCGAUAACUUCCAUUUCGUUGAUUUCCACAAGGUGAUGUACAACGCACCGAAUGCUGAAGCAUCAUUUGCUCUGAAUGCUCUGAUGGAAAUUCCGGAUCAAUACAAAGCAAUAAAGGAGCUUGGGCUGCUAAAACACAGUCGAAGGGGUUGAUGACAGAGAAACGACGAGCGGACGAGCGAGUAUAGUAGCGUCUAACAAACCGCAUGCGCCGGCAAUUGCACAGGGACUCUUGUAGAGUAGGCUAGUAUAACCCCGGUGCAAUCUUGGCAUCUAGCCAAGCGAUCAAAAUUCAACAAAUUCUAUGAUUACUAGCUCCUUCUUUUAUGAGAUGUGCCUGUACGAUUGUCAAAUAUGCGACAAAUUGUUGUACGGCGCGCGCGUCACGACUGUGAACUGGCUUUCCCGCCAAAUUUCUCUGCUCACAAAUCUUCACAAAAUGAAGAUGAUUAUAGCGUGAAAUUCGGUAAAUGCACACUUAACGACAUGUUGCACUUCUAAAAAAUCACACUAAACAAAUUUCUUUAUUUUUUUGGUUCAUGCUUCAUAUCAGCCACAUAAGGCGUGGGUGCAACAUGCCGUCAUUGUCGUCUGCGUUUCGAUUGCUUUCACUAUAGCGCGCGUUUUGUGAUAGUUAUAGCUAUGUAUAAAUUGCGAUUAACUGCGCCAAAUAUCAGAUUAAUUCGCACGUUUUCGCGCUUCAUUCACAAUCUCUGUGGAAAUGCGGAUGAUAUGUACUGUUUGUUGUAAUUAUUGUUAUAAUGAGAUGAGC
Molecule: messenger RNA, 6631 nt
Organism: Cylicocyclus nassatus
Lineage: Eukaryota; Metazoa; Nematoda; Chromadorea; Rhabditida; Strongylidae
Source: the annotation of a GenBank genome assembly